AUGCGUCUGCGUUCAUUUUCUUCAAUCUCAAUCGCAGUCAAACUUGUCUUGAUUAUGAUUUCAGUAUGGUUAAUUGUUAGUAUUCAUAUUCUUGUUUUCAUGGAAAUCAGAAACAAUGUCUGUGGAAUGUUUGAUGCAUACAAGUUAUUCUAUGCAGCGUAUCAAAUUACAUUUAUCAGCGUUGUGCCGCCGACGUUAAUGAGUAUUUUCAGUAUUCUCACCUUCCGUAGUCUUCGUCAACGACACGAUGGUCAGGCACACAUCAGACAACGAGAUCGACAACUGAUGCGCAUACUCAUUGUUGAGGUUCUGAUAAACGUUUCCACGUCGAUUCCUAUCUCAUGCAAUUUCGCUUACAAUGCAGCAACAAUUUAUGUCACGGAUAAAACAUCGCUACGACAGGAGAUCGAAUCAUUCUUCGGGUACAUCGUGCAAAAUUUGAUCUAUCUUAUUAGUGUUGUUCCUUUUUAUGUAUUUUUAAUAACAUCAAAACCAUUUCGAAACGAAUUCUUCGAUAUUUUUGUUAAUCUUUGGAAUAAGCACAUCCGGCGACGUACACGUAUUGUUCCAUUCGCUGAGCAAGAUGCCCGAACAAGAAGAACUCAUACAAUAUUACGCACUGAACACCAAUAA
Molecule: messenger RNA, 633 nt
Organism: Adineta ricciae
Lineage: Eukaryota; Metazoa; Rotifera; Eurotatoria; Adinetida; Adinetidae
Source: the annotation of a GenBank genome assembly